Peronospora farinosa is the source of this 6075-nucleotide messenger RNA. The record is from the annotation of a GenBank genome assembly. NCBI's taxonomy places the organism in Eukaryota, Oomycota, Peronosporomycetes, Peronosporales, Peronosporaceae.
AUGGCGCAAUGUUCCGGUAGCGAUGGCGAUAGUGAUGAUGCUAUGCAGUACAGUAAGUUACUACGCCAGCAGAAGAAAAUCUGUGAUGAGGCCAUGCAGCUGGUCAAUGCUGGUGUGGCCAUGCAGAAUGCAUCGCCGCCCGACACGGCGGGCGCUGAUGCCAAGCUCUCGCGUGCUGUGACGCUUAUGGAGCAGGCGCUUGCCACCAAGUACCCCACGCAGGAGGAGCGUGACGCCAGUCAGCGCCUGAAUAACAAGAUGAAUCGUUACGUGAAGAUGAUCCGGAGCCAGCGCGAGAAGGGCACAACCGGCGGUGCCACGGGUCGUGGACACAAUACCAAGUUUAAUAUUCUGCCUAUGGAUGGUUUACCGCCCACUUACAAUGUAGUGGUCGAUCUGUUUACAAACUCGUCAGCGGUUGGAGAUGUUUUUGAGAGUCUGAAGGGUGCAUUUGGUUUCCAAGAGUCUAAUGUGGCUAACCAGAAGGAGCACGUACUACUCAUGUUGACAAACUUUAAGCUCCAAGAAGAAGAGCCGAACCAAAAUAGUGAAGAUCCCCGCCAAUUAGACCGACAGCAAGAAAUGGACAUGGCUAAUAAAGGCAUUAAGCGCUUCCACGCACGUAUCUUUGCCAACUACAUCAAAUGGUGCAAGUACGUGUCUACAAAGCCUGCAUUCACGAGCGACCCUGUUGUGGACAUUGUGCUGUUCUUCCUCAUUUGGGGAGAAGCUGGUAACUUCAGACAGAUGCCUGAGUGCCUCUGUUUCCUGCUGCACACAUCAUUGCCCCAGGCUUCGUCUCGUGGCGGUAACAAAAACCCUGGCGACUUCCUUGUCGAGGUCAUCCGCCCUAUGUACAACGAGAUAAAGAAGGAUAACGACAAGAAAACGUCGCAGGGUGCACGGGCUCCUCACGCGGAGAUACGAAACUACGACGACUUUAACGAGUUUUUUUGGAGCAAGAAAUGUCUGAAGUACAACCCGACGACCAUCCACGAGGCAUUCGGCGAAGUCGACAAGAAGGGUCGUCCGAAGGUCAUUAAAAAGAGCUUUGUGGAAAAGCGUACGUGGAUACGCGCGAUAAUGUCUUUUCGUCGUAUUUUUUGCUUCAACUGCGCGCUCUUCUUGGCUUGCUGCGGAUUUGCGCUUAAUGUGGUCAUGUAUUGUCCUGAUACACCUAUCCUGUACGGCGCUGAUCUGAGCAACGGAAAUUCUCGAGGCUUCACAGUCUUUGGUAAGAACUUUACAGCGUCUGAUGUCACUGCUUAUGGAUCAGGUGACGGUGCAGAAGACAAAGCCGGCUCGGGAGCAAGCUGUAACCAACAAAUGCUGGCAACUUGUCUUGGCAUGACAUACACUUCAGGCGUCUUUGAUAAAGUUCCAAUUGAUUUCAAAGCCUUGCUCCAGGUUGUGCCCUUCACGGACUGUAUAGAAAAAAGCACAGGUCGCUGCGGUUGCUAUCUGGAACUUGUCGACAAUUGUUUUUCGGAACAUGGGCAAACAACGAAAGUCACCGAAGACGAGCUGGCGUUUUCUUCAUCGGGCGAAUACGAUCAGAGUACGUGUGUUAUGAGCUGGCGCGCUGGAGUGGAGUCCAUAAUCAAAGAGUCUGGCCCGGGUAAGCUUAAUUGUGAAAUCUGUCAGCUGGGCAUCAAGGCGCUGAUUACGAACGGCAAGAUUGGCGAGUUGAUUGGUGGACUAUUGAAGUUUGGUGAUGGUACGCCUUUAGAGUCGGGUGACAUAAGCAACACGGCUCGUACGGACAUGGGUGGUCUCGCUAUGGUUGGUGGAGGCGCAUUCUUGGCUCUUGUGGUCGUGUGCGAGUUUUUCAACAAGAUCUUCUCACGGGUCAGUUCGGGUUACGUCGGACGCUCUAUGCCGGUGCCAAUGCGAGCAUACUGCCGGUAUACUUGCUUUUGGAUUUUACUGUUUAUGUGCAAGCUCACGUUUGACUACCAAUACAUGAUCAAGGCCUUGGUGGAAACGACGUUGUUCAUUUGGUAUGCAAACGAAGAUGAGUACCUACCGUACUCUAGUUUCAUUCUCCAGAUGACGUUUCACAACAUUAUUUAUAUACUGUUCUUGUGGAUCCCGUCCUUUUUCGUCUUCAUGUAUGACGCGCAAAUCUUUUACUCGGUUUUGUCGGUAAUCUUUGGCUCAUUCGCGGGUUUUAACCUUCGAAUUGGUGAGUUGCGCUCGUUCCGCGUACUUCGGCUCUCGUUCAAGUCCAUUCCCCGCAUGUUUAAUAAGAAAAUUGUCCCGAACAUCCAGGAUAGUGCGACUGAUGGCAAGAAGAAGAAGAAAAAGAAGAAAAAAGGUGAGAAAGAGGAGUCCACCAUGCCUGUACGGCACUUCGAGCGUGUAUCAAUGGCGGAUGGAAUCAAGCCUCUUACUGUGAAGGCUCAGAUGUACUCGAAUCUUCUGGAACAAAGCGGCCAUCAGUACAAUGAGGUAAAAACGCCUCAUGACAAGGAUGACGCGAGUUCGACUGGUCGGCAGUCUCAGUUGGGGUCUGUUACGGGAGUCUCCGGAGCUGACUUUGAGCGCACGAUUCCGUUUGCAAUGGCUUGGAACCGUUGUCUAGGCAGUCUCCGUGAGGCUGAUAUCAUUAGUGAUCGAGAACUCAAUGUUCUGAGCUACUUGAUUGACUCGAAGGACGCGGAAGACCGAAAGCUGUACCCGCCGGCCUUUUUGACUGCAGGCAAACUGGAUGAAUCCAUUGACAUCAUUGCGGAUUGUUCAGCGGUGUACGAAAAGCUGAGUUCUGACAAGAAGAAGAAAGAGAAAACACUUCAGAAGAUUGAGAACACGAUGCGGGAGCGUCUGACAAAGGACGACUUGCGUGUAGAGUCCCUUCUUGGAUCGUACAAGUUUACUUCACAAGCUGUUCGCUUUUUGCUUGGAGACGAGCACCGAGACUUGAACGAAUGUUUUGAGUUUAUGGAAGAAAUGGCUGCGCAACAAUCAGUGCUCAAGGGACUUAAUUUAAAGAGUCUUCACGAGUGUCGUGCAGUCUGUGCUGAGUUAAUGAAGGCGCUGUUAGAAGUACCCAAGACGACGACAGACAACAGCAUUAAGUUUCAGCGUGCGCUUUACCGCGUAAUUGACUGCGUGGAAAGUGUGCUGAGCUGCCUGAAGAAGAUUCUGGUAAAGCAGGAAAACCUGGUGCAGAUUCUGACAAAUACUCCGUUGAAGCAGAGUUCGUUCUUCUUUCCGGGCGAUGCGCAGCAGUAUGCGAACGUGCAGCUGCAACGCCUGGUAAGCUCUGAGGCAGCAUUAGAUAUCGUGUCUCGAGCGUACCAGUUGUUGACGGUGGAUAAUUUCGAUGCGGAGCCACGCUCCGAAGAAGGACGCCGUCGCUUGCGCUUUUUUGCCAACUCGCUCUUUAUGGAUAUGCCAGACGCCAAACCUAUUCGCAAGAUUCGUUCGCUGACAGUAUCGACGCCAUACUACAACGAAAUCGUCAUGUACUCGAUCAAGGACUUGACAGCCCAAAACGACGACAGCAUCAAACUGCUCUACUACCUGAAAACAAUCUAUCCGUUCGAGUGGGAGAAUUUGCUCGAGCGUCUCCAGGCGAAGGACAUGGAGGAGGCUUUGAAGAAAUUUCCCGUAGAAGUCCAAUUUUGGGCUAGCUACCGUGGCCAGACACUGGCUCGUACGGUGCGCGGAAUGAUGUACAAUGAGGAUGCGAUUCGCUUCCUGCACUGGUUGGAAAUCUGUGAGAACGAGGUCAUGCACCAGUUUGGAUGCCCGUGCAACAAAUGCAAGCGCCUGGACGAUAUGGUAGCACUGAAAUUCAAUUACCUGUGCACGUGUCAAAUUUACGGAAAGCAAAAGGAUGAACAACGGCAACAGGCCAGUGAUCUUGAGUAUCUGCUCCGCAAGCACCCAACUCUACGCGUUGCUUAUGUGGACGGUCCUAAGAAGGUGAAGGAUGGCCCGCCUAAGUAUUUUUCUGUUCUCGUGCGCGCCGACCGUGAUAAUAUUGCUGAAGUCUAUCGUGUAGAGCUGCCGGGAAACCCGAUUAUUGGUGAGGGUAAGCCCGAAAACCAGAACCACGCCAUUAUUUUCUCGCGUGGUGAGCUACUACAGUGUAUUGAUAUGAACCAAGAUGGCUACCUCGAGGAAGCACUGAAGAUGCCGAACUUGCUGUCUACAAAGGACUCGGAGACUGCAAAGUGUCCUCUGACGAUCAUUGGUUUCCGAGAGCAUGUGUUCACGGGCGGUGUGUCGAAUCUUGCCAGCUUCAUGUCAAUCCAGGAACUGUCGUUCGUGUCGCUCGGUCAGCGAAUGCUUGCAUUGAACCACGUGCGUCAGCAUUAUGGUCACCCUGAUAUCUUUGACAAGCUGUUUGCGAUGGGCUGUGGAGGUACUGCUAAGGCUUCCAAGGGCGUAAACCUUUCUGAAGAUAUUUUUGCUGGUUUCAACACUACACUUCGUGGCGGCCGCGUCUCACACGAAGAGUUUAUCCAAGUAGGCAAGGGUCGUGAUGUUGGUAUGCAACAGCUAGCUCUUUUCGAGGCCAAACUGUCUUCCGGUGCCGGCGAGUGUGUGAUUUCUCGUGACGCGAUGCGUAUGGCAUCGCGUCUGGACUUCUUCCGUCUGCAUUCUUGGUUUUAUGGAAAUCUGGGCUGGUACUUUACACAAACGAUGACGGUCGUGGGUGUCUUUUUCUUCAUCUAUGGCAAGGUGUACAUGGCGUUGAGUGGGAUGGACAGUUUCUUUUUGGAAAAGGGUGGACUAGGCAUCGGUGGCACUUUGAAUACGUCAUGGGCGUUCCAGUUUGGUUUCCUGUUGGUGGUACCGGUUGUUGCAGUGGUUGGUGUGGAGCAGGGUUUUCGACAUGGUGUCACGUACCUGUUGUGGAACAUCAUGACCCUUGGUCCGCUGUUCUUUACAUUCCAGAUGGGCACGCGUAUGCACUACUUUGACCGCACCCUUGUGCAUGGUGGUGCCAAGUACCGUGCUACGGGUCGUGGUUUCACGAUCAAGCACGAGAAAUUUGCGGAGCUUUAUCGUUUUUACGCGUUUAGCCACUUCUACCGCGCGGUGGAGCUUGUAUUUUUGUUGAUUCUGUUCCGUGUGUACGGCACGUUCUCCUGGUGCAAUUGCUCAUGGACAAAGGACGCGUUGUUUUACAACUACUACAAGCCUUCCGAUAACGACUGGAAUACGCGUUGCUACGCUUUCUACUACCAAACAUGCGUACAGCCGACGAAUCAGAACUAUGGGAUGAUGUCGUAUUCCUUGUGGAUUAUUGCAGGGACGUGGUUGUGGGCGCCGUUCUUUUUCAAUCCGAGUGGUUUCGAUUGGGACAAAUUGAUUGAAGACUACAACGACUGGCAAAACUGGCUGAAGACGACGAAUGACUCUGCAGGAAGUUGGUCGGGCUGGUGGUCCAAUGAGCAGGAGUACCUUGAGCACUCGACAAGAGGCGCACGCAUCGUGUCAAUGAUUCGCAAGAUGCGUUUUUUCUUCAUUGCUUAUGGCAUGUACUUGCAAUUGGUGUACAAGACGUACUAUGAGGAUCGAGAUCUCUUGAUUGAGAAGGGGUCAAUGAUUUCCUACGCACUUGCCGGUCUCAUGUUUAUCAUCGUAUUGCUGCUACUAUGUUGCGGUUACAUUGCAAGUCGUGUGAAGAAGAAACUGACCUUUAAGCAGAGGAAACUGCGCAAGAUGAAGUUCAUUUUAUCUUGCUGUGGCCUCCUCGUGGCUUGUGUGAGUCUGCUGGUCAUCUCCGUUUCUAACUUGAUAGAGGUCACGAUCAUUAUCUUGAUCGCUGCGUACUGGUUCCUCCAGCUCUGCAUUUACCGCAACCAGACAAACCAUGUGGUGGUACGUGGGAUGGCGCGUUCGUACGACCGAUGGGUAGGCUGGAUCAUUUUAGGUCCAGUGCUCUUUAUUGCCAUGUUCCUACCGUUCCUCUCGUCGUUCCAACAGCGUGUCAUGUUUAACAAUGCGUUCACGUCGGGUUUGGAGGUAUCAAAGCUCUUUGCAAAUGAGGCGGCAUCGUCUACAAGCAAGGUCGUGAAAGUCAAGCGCGUCGCCAAGAAGAAGAAACGAAGUGACUAG